UGCCCGCGGAGCCCACGGCGGUGCCCGGCUUCGGCAAGUCGCUCGUCCGGGUCGGCAGUACGGGCUAGUUUCCCCGGCCGCAGCCCCCUCCGGCCGUCAGCGGCGGUGCCCGCCGGCUCCGCGGCGCCCAUGGCGGCGGAGACUCAGCCCAAAGCGCUGACUCGCAAACCCCUCCUGCUCAACAAAGUGGAGGGCUCGCAGGACGUGGUGAACAUGGCAGCGAUAGUGCCCAAGGAGGACGGGGUCAUCAGCGUCUCCGAGGACAGGACAGUUCGUGUCUGGCUGAAGAGAGACAGUGGGCAGUACUGGCCGAGCGUAUACCAUGCGAUGCCAUCUCCAUGUUCAUGCAUGUCUUUUAACCCGGAAACCAGAAGGCUGUCCAUAGGUCUAGACAAUGGUACAAUCUCAAUUCUAACUGUUGCUGUCUCUGCCUUAAGGGCUUUAUACCUGAGUGGGUGUCCACAUGUUGACAAAAGGACAGCUUUCUGCACUAAAGCCAAGGAGUUCAUUUUGUCAGAAGAUUACAACAAGAUGACACUAGUGAAAAGUUACCAAGCUCAUCAAAGCAGGGUCAUUAUGAUUCUAUUUGUCCUGGAGAUGGAGUGGGUGCUAAGCACUGGACAAGACAAGCACUUCACAUGGCACUGUUCAGAGAGUGGCCAGCGGCUGGGAGGUUACCGCACCAGUGCAGGUGCCUGUGGCCUUCAAUUUGAUGUGGAAACCCGGCACGUGUUUGUUGGUGAUCAUUCUGGACAAGUCACCAUACUCAAACUAGAGCAGGAGUCCUGCAGCCUUGUUACAACAUUUAAGGGACACACAGGUGGUGUCACUGCUCUCUGUUGGGACCCAAUACAGCGAGUUUUGUUCUCAGGCAGUUCUGAUCAUUCCAUUAUAAUGUGGGAUAUUGGAGGAAGAAAAGGAACAGCCAUUGAGCUGCAAGGACAUAAUGAUAAAGUUCAGUCUCUCUCCUAUGCUCACCACACUCGACAGCUCAUCUCCUGUGGUGCAGAUGGGGGAAUUGUCGUCUGGAACAUGGAUGUUGAGAGGCAGGAGACCCCCGAGUGGCUGGAUAGCGACUCCUGUCAAAAGUGUGACCAGCCUUUCUUCUGGAACUUCAAGCAAAUGUGGGACAGUAAGAAAAUAGGCCUCAGGCAGCAUCACUGCAGGAAGUGUGGGAAAGCCGUGUGCGGCAAAUGCAGCUCCAAGCGCUCCUCCAUCCCGCUGAUGGGGUUCGAGUUUGAAGUGAGGGUCUGUGAUAGCUGUCAUGAGUCUAUAACAGAUGAAGAGCGAGCACCCACAGCCACUUUCCACGACAGUAAGCACAACAUUGUUCACGUACACUUUGAUGCCACCAGGGGAUGGCUGUUGACCUCAGGGACAGACAAAGUUAUUAAGCUGUGGGAUAUGACACCAGUAGUGUCCUGAUGGUACACCAGUGGAACUUGAAAGGUGGCAUUUACAGAAGAAAAAGAUUUUCUAACCCUAAUCAUACUGCAGAAUAUAGGUACUGCUGGGCACAUCCAGCAGAUGGGGAAGGAACUAAUGCGUUUACAAUGAUUUUGCAUCCUCUGCUUGAUCAAGGCUGACCAUUUGCACGAAGACUCUUUCCACUUAUUCUCAGAAUAUACAAGAAGGUAUUUUUUUACCUAACAGUUUGUACAAUCUGACUUUGGUUGUCUUGAGUUUGUUUGGAAAAUCUGUGUGGUGCAAUUUCUAGGUUUUCUAUUUCACUAAGUCAAGAUACUUGCUGCUCUGUACAGAGGGUUCUUUGGCAGUGUCUUGCCAUGUUGGGAUCAACAUACUGUGUACGGCACUUGGCUCUCCCUGCAGGAUGUACCUUUUGAUUUGGGACACUUCUGCUGACAGUGCUCUCUUCACUGGAAGAACUCCAGGCACAUCGUUGCACCUUCUCUGGGUGCAGCACCGAGGAGCUGAUGGACUAUUGCAAUACCUAAAAGGGCUCUACCAUCUACUUGUCUUAGCGGACAUCAUCCAGAGAGUGUUUUAUUGGAUUGCAGUAGCUAAAAUCCAACCUCCUGCCUCUUUCCUUCCUGCAUAAGUUGCAAAACCAGGGGGACAGGUUGCUUAGCAACUGAUUUCUAUGAAAGCUGAAAUAGCUUUCUAGCUGAGAGAAUUACAGGGAGCACACAGACCUGUUUGAGUUUGAUGAGGCUGACAGGCUGAUUUAAAUUAAACUACUGGCAACAGGAACUUCCAGGAGUGUGUGCAUGGGGCGGGGAGGGAGGCAAGGCAGACCCAAAGCUGGUCUGGGUUUGAAACGUUUGGUUUACCUCUACCUCUGCCUUGCACAGCAACAUUUCAACAUUUGUACCUGUCUGUAUUGAGAAUGGAAUUGUUUUUCCUGCUUUCCAUAUAGCUAGUCAUAUUUAUUUUUUGAAAUGCUGAUGGUCUUUAUUAAUUUCUUCUAUGGACCAGAAACUGAUAUUACUGAAUGAUGCCCACUGUCCUGGUGUCAUAUUUUACGAUUUCUUUUAAAAAUAAAAAGUGUUUAAAACCCUG
Messenger RNA from Pogoniulus pusillus (Red-fronted tinkerbird), 2520 nucleotides. It is a transcript of the gene WDFY2, whose product is annotated as WD repeat and FYVE domain containing 2. Lineage: Eukaryota; Metazoa; Chordata; Aves; Piciformes; Lybiidae. Gene Ontology annotation, cellular component: early endosome. The transcript is spliced from 13 exons. The record is from RefSeq and is a predicted model, not a curated record. Bases 130 to 1425 code for a protein of 431 amino acids. Gene Ontology annotation, molecular function: protein binding; metal ion binding. Gene Ontology annotation, biological process: positive regulation of protein phosphorylation; positive regulation of fat cell differentiation.